Rubroshorea leprosula is the source of this 557-nucleotide messenger RNA. The record is from the annotation of a GenBank genome assembly. Lineage: Eukaryota; Viridiplantae; Streptophyta; Magnoliopsida; Malvales; Dipterocarpaceae.
UCCAAGGGAGAGAAUUUAGGGUUGAAAAUUCAAAUAUGAAGAAGCUAAACGACUUGAAGGCUCUUCCAUUACUGGUUUUUGUUUUGCUCCUGGCAGGGUUGGCAAAACAAGGCGAAGGUCAUGCUUGCAGCAGCACAUUCUUCUCAGCACUUGUUCAACUAAUACCUUGUAGGGCAGCAGUGGCUCCCUUCAGUCCCAUCCCGCCAACUGAGGUCUGCUGCAAUAGCGUCAAAACUCUGGGGCAGGCUUGUUUGUGUGUGCUAGUAAAUGGCCCUCCCAUUGCUGGAGUUGAUCGCAACAUGGCUUUGCAGCUCCCAGAGAAAUGCACUGCCAACUUUGACCCAUGUAAUCUCUCUCACUCCCUUCUCCCAAUCUGAAACGAUAAUGUGAGAUAUAUUUCCUGCCUUUAAUUCAACAAAACUAAGGACUAGUUCAAACUUCUUUCUUUUGUGCUGAUGCAGGUGACGUUAUGAAGUAGAGUUACUGUCGUGAAUCCAGGGGAAGUCUUUGCUUACAAUAGGAGCCUUGUGUUGUUGAAAUAAAGGGUGAAAUCUGGA